AUGGAUAAAUUUCUUAUAAGAAAGGAGGCUAGUGGCAGCCGUGAGUCUGAUAGUGAACAAUCAUUGAACCCAACAAACUCCAAUGUAAAAAAGGCAAAAAUUCGCCAUUAUUUAAAUAGACAGUAUAAUGAGAGCUACUUGAAGUUCGGAUUUUUUUGGUCUGGAGAUGCUGCUCAACCAAAUCCAUUAUGUGUAGUUUGCGGCGAUAAAAUGUCAAAUGAAUCCAUGGUACCAAGUAAGUUAAAGAGACAUCUCACUUCUAAACAUUCAUCUCUGCAGGAUAAAGAUCUUGUAUAUUUUCAAAGGCUUUUAGAUCAGCAAUCGAAGCAGCGCAAUGUAUUUGAGAAAACAAUGACCGCAUCAGAAAGGGCUCAGCUUGCUUCAAUUGAAGUCGCAGAAAUAAUAGCAUUAAAAUCUAAAUCUCACACACUUGCUGAGUCAGUUAUACUGCCCGCUUGCAAAAAGAUUGUUAAAUCCAUGUUUGGUGAGAAAGCUGAAAAAGAAAUUAGCAAAAUCCCCUUAUCAAAUGAUACAAUACACAGAAGAAUUUUAGAUUUAUCUGAAAAUAUUGAAAAAAAGGUUCAGAAAAAACCUCAGGAUUCUACUUUUGCAUUAACUGUUGAUGAGUCCACGGAUAUAAGCAACACUAGUCACUUGCUUGCAUUUGUACGUUUUAUUGAUGGCAGUGAAAUAAUCAAUCAGUUUUUGUGUUGCAAAGGAAUGUCAACUACUACUAGAGGUCAAGAUAUUUUUGAUGUGAUAACUGACUACCUUAGAGAAAUGAAUUUAACAUGGAAAUCUUGCGUAGGCAUUUGCACUGAUGGAGCCCCAUGUAUGACAGGUUGUAUUAAAGGAUUUGUAUCUCUUGCAGAAAAAGAAAACCCAGAUCUUAUUCGUACUCAUUGCUUUUUACACAGAGAAGUUCUUAUUUAA
Molecule: messenger RNA, 933 nt
Organism: Macrobrachium nipponense
Lineage: Eukaryota; Metazoa; Arthropoda; Malacostraca; Decapoda; Palaemonidae
Product: zinc finger BED domain-containing protein 5-like
Exons: 1
Coding region: 1-933 (310 amino acids)
Source: RefSeq, a predicted model, not a curated record